UCUGUCAGGUAAUAACGCACCUUUUUUUACAGAUGCAACGGAUGCGUCAGGGAGACCAUGAAUUUUUCUAUAAGUUUUUCCGCAUGACGCCGCUGCUCUUCGACAAGCUCUUGACCUUUGUAGCAGACGACCUCAAACGGCAGCACCACAUACGAGAACCCCUGGAGCCUGGAGAACGACUUGCUAUAGCAUUGAGCUACUUGGCAUCCGGGCAGGACGUAAAAGAUGUUGCCCUGGCUUACCGUGUGGGGAUUGAGACGGCUAGACUGUGCAUUCAUGUGGCCUGUCGAGCAAUCUGGGCAAGGUUGAAAGACCACUACAUGAAGGCACCCAGCAUGUCUGAAUGGGCACAGAUUGCCGAUGGGUUCACCGCACAGUGGCAGUUCCCAAACUGCUUGGGAGCAGUUGACGGAAAGCAUGUUGCCAUAGUUGCUCCUCGGAAUUCUGGCAGCUUGUACUACAACUACAAGGGCACCUUUUCAGUUGUACUUAUGGCUGUUGUCGACAGCAACUACAAGUACAUACUGAUAGAUGUUGGAGCAGAAGGCCGCCACAGUGAUGGCGGUAUCUUCCAGAACUCCACCUUUGGAAGAGCCCUCCUACAAGACCGCCUCCCUGUGCCUGCAUGUGCUCGACUGCCAGGAACAACAGGCACCAUUGCGCCUUUCACUUUCAUUGGGGAUGAGGCAUUCCAGCUGCGCACCAAUUUUAUGCGCCCGUUUCCGGCAAAACAGCUCAAUGAUGCACGAAGAGUGUUCAACUAUCGGCUGAGCCGAGCACGGAGGUGCGUGGAAAAUGCCUUCGGGAUCACGGCAGCCCGGUGGCGCAUACUCCUCCGAACCAUCCCUUUGAAGCCUGAGAAUGUUGACUUCGUCAUCAAAGCAGCAUGCAUCCUGCACAACUUCCUGACCAUCCUGAAUGCUGAUGUGCAUCAUUUCACAGACAGCGAGGACAGUUUUGGGAAUGUUGUGCCGGGGCACUGGCGGCAAGGCAUGCCAAGGGAUGGCUCAGAGCAGAGCUACUUCCCACUCCGUACGACACGUGCCAGAAACUUUGAAGCUAAGGCUGCAGAUGCCAGGAAUCUUCUAAUGGCAUACUUCUGCAGCAGCGCUGGUGAGGUCCCCUGGCAGUGGCACCAACCUGGUGUGUCAAAGGAAGCAGCUGUGAAGCAGCUCCAUGACCUACGGCUACUUCCGCUCCAGUGAUAUGUAACACUUCCCAACGUCCCUAGCUCUGCCUGCUGAAGACUGCCUGCUGAAGCCAGCGACGCUUGUGAUUGCGGCCUGCUGUG
Molecule: messenger RNA, 1291 nt
Organism: Dermacentor andersoni
Lineage: Eukaryota; Metazoa; Arthropoda; Arachnida; Ixodida; Ixodidae
Source: RefSeq, a predicted model, not a curated record